Arxiozyma heterogenica is the source of this 681-nucleotide messenger RNA. It is a transcript of the gene HLJ1, whose product is annotated as type I HSP40 co-chaperone HLJ1. The record is from RefSeq and is a predicted model, not a curated record. Bases 1 to 681 code for a protein of 226 amino acids. Gene Ontology annotation, biological process: cellular response to misfolded protein. Gene Ontology annotation, molecular function: Hsp70 protein binding. Gene Ontology annotation, cellular component: endoplasmic reticulum membrane. NCBI's taxonomy places the organism in Eukaryota, Fungi, Ascomycota, Saccharomycetes, Saccharomycetales, Saccharomycetaceae. The transcript has a single exon.
AUGACUACCAAAUAUACUAGCGAACAAGAGCAAGUAGCAUUGGAAAUUCUCUCCAAGGAUAAACAUGCUUUUUAUGAAAUUUUAAAGAUAGAAAGGACAGCCUCGGAUGGGGAAAUUAAGAAAGCAUAUAGGAAAUUAGCGAUCAAAUUACAUCCGGAUAAAAACCCUCAUCCUAAAGCAAGUGAAGCAUUUAAAAUUAUAAAUAGAGCCUUUGAAGUACUAAGUGACAGUAAUAAAAGACAUAUUUAUGAUAGAAUAGGUAGAGAUCCCGAUGAUAGAAGUAUUCCAUCCUUCUCAGAAAGUAAUAAUGGCACUAGCCAUGCAUCAGGGUUUAGUGGCGGAAUUCCAUCGCAAUUUUUUAGUAAUAGAUAUCAAGCAGGAGGCCCUGAGGAUAUAUUUGAGUUUUUGUUUAAUAUGAAUGGUAUGGGUGGUCCCUUUGGCCCAGGAAAUCCAUUUAUGCAUGCAGGUGGCGGCCCAACAACUUUUACUUUUGGCCCUGGGGGGUUUAGAGCUUAUACCAAUGGGAAUCCAAGAGCUUCUGCAUUUCAAAGACGACAACAUGAACAACGAGCUAGAAGAGCUCACGAUAAUGAAACAAGGUAUCAGGAAAUUUUACGUGUAUUAUUACCCCUAUUAUUUUUCUUUUUACUACCUAUUUUGGAAAGAUUAUUCUUUGGUUAA